This is a messenger RNA of Ahaetulla prasina, 8444 nucleotides long. It is a transcript of the gene EIF4EBP2, whose product is annotated as eukaryotic translation initiation factor 4E binding protein 2. Lineage: Eukaryota; Metazoa; Chordata; Lepidosauria; Squamata; Colubridae. The record is from RefSeq and is a predicted model, not a curated record. The transcript has 3 exons. Bases 445 to 792 code for a protein of 115 amino acids. Gene Ontology annotation, cellular component: cytoplasm. Gene Ontology annotation, molecular function: eukaryotic initiation factor 4E binding. Gene Ontology annotation, biological process: negative regulation of translational initiation.
AGCCAGACCCCGAAGACGUUCCGCUUUCGGCUCGGCGGAGAAGCGGCCACGUGCCCCGUCGGCGGGCAAGGAGGGUGGGUGUCUCCGCCGCAUCCCCGCCUCCUGGCUCGGCCUUGCCCGCCUUUCUCCGCCUUCCGAGCCCCUCGUUUCCUGCUGCUGGCGGAGGCCGAGGGAGAAGGUGGCGGUGGAGGCGGUGACGGAAAGGAAAAGUGCCCCGGAGACGGAGAAGCGGUCGCCUGCCUCCACCACCCACCCCGCUCGUUCCCCGAAGGAAGCCGCCGCCGCCACCCCUUCUUCUUCUUCUUCCUCGCGCCCCGCUGCCUCCCCGCUCUCCGGCCCCCAUUUUUGCUUUCCGUCGGCCCCCCAAUCCAAGUUUCCCUUCCUCAGCUUCUGGACUUCCCUGCCUCCCACCCACCCACCCACCCAGGACAAUAAGAGCGGGAGAUGUCCUCCUCCGGCGGCCACCAGCAAAGCCAGAGCCGCGCCAUCCCCACCAGGACGGUGCCCAUCAGCGACAACUCGCAGCUACCUCAUGACUAUUGCACCACGCCCGGGGGGACCCUCUUCUCCACCACGCCCGGAGGUACCAGAAUCAUCUAUGACCGCAAGUUUCUGUUAGAUCGGCGCAAUUCUCCCAUGGCUCAAACCCCUCCUUGCCACCUUCCCAAUAUCCCAGGAGUUACCAGUCCUGGUUCUGUGACAGAAGAUUCCAAAGUGGAAGUAAAUAACCUGAACAAUCAUGAUGGGAAGCCUAUAAUUGGUGAUGAUGCUCAAUUUGAGAUGGACAUCUGAUUUUCCCUGAGGGUAACCAUGGAGAGACAGCAAUUCCUGAUCACCUGUGUACAUCUGAUUUUGACCAUCAGGUUCAAUAACUCGAAGGAUGAAAGAAGAAGGAGAAAAAGAAGAAGCUGCUGUUUCGACAGAAUUUUCACUUCGGCUUUUGAAGUGCCAAAGGAUAAGAGGACUCUCCUUGAUUUCCAUUAACCAUACCAUGCUUCCUACCCAUCCCCCGCUCCUCUGCUUGCCUUACUCACUCCCUAUGACUGACUCGGAGCCCAUGAUAAAUUUAUACAGCUAAGGAGUGUCCCUUGGCUUCUCGCACUUUAGAGACAACUGUUCAAAACAUGCACAUGCGAGAAUUUAACUUCUAUCAACAAUUGGAUAUUUAUUGCAAAACACACAAGGGGCAUGGAAAGGGUGGAUAUAUGUUUGAAGUGACAUGACACUGCCAUUGUUCUCCUUUCCCUUAACUGCUGUUUAAUCGAUGUCAAUUUAUUAACUGGUUCCUAUGUUAUAUCUCCUUUGACGUGCAGAAUGCACUCUCUUUGAUAUUUCUAAAUCCUGUUGCUCAACUUGUCUUUUUUAGUUAAGUAUACCCUUUCAUGUGGACGCUGCUGUGAGAUUUUCCUAAAGAGUAUUAUCGGAGUUCUUUUCUGCUUCCCCUGAAAAUUUCUUUUUUUUAAAAAAAAUAGAUAAAUAAUUUAGAAUCAUCACUUCAUCAUGCAUUCAUUUCACUUCGCAUUUCGUCCCAGUAUCAUUUCCAAAAAAAAAAAAAAAGUUUCUCUCCAAUUUCCUCAUUAACCCCCCCACCCCACCCCCUCGUGUUAAAAGUGAACCACAUCUUUUCCUAAUAUAAUUGGGGAGCAUCACGCUUGAUGGACUUCUAUACCAGUGUUUCUCAAACUCAGCUAUUUUAAACUUUGUGGACUUUAGCUUCCAGAAUUCUGGGAGUUGGUCAACACAGCUUAAAGUUGGGAAGGUGGAGAGAUACUGUUCUCUACUAUUCGUCUUCAGUCUUUAAUUUUUGCUGCUCAAUAACAUCUGGUGGGUUCUUGGCAAGCGCAUCUUUGUGCCAGAAGAAUUAUAAUAAAGCAACCUGGUUAUAUGCUUCACUAGGAGAAACCCAACCAAAAAAAUGAAAUUUGUGGGGAAAAAACCUUGGUGGACCAGGGAACCUUAAGAAUCAAUUAAUUAUUAAGAUGUUAAGUGCUGAUUUCAUGAUGUGUGACUUCAAAUGAAUUUGAAAGGGUGACUAAUCAGAAAGAUUUCACUGCAUUUUUCGAACAAGACCUAUUUGUUCCUUGGUUACUAUCUUCUAUUUCUCAAAUUCAUACAUUAUUAAAUCAGUCACAUUGGAGCCUAUUGUAGAUCCAGGGUCAUACGGAGGAAAAGUUGCUGAUGAGCUCACUUUAUUCUGUUUAUUUGGAUAUAUUGGCCAUUUCCCACCUGGUGACCCAACUCUCAAGUCAAUUCGUUCUGGCAGGAGUGAACUUGUGCUGUUUUCCUGGAAUUGUUGCAGAGAGCAACUAGGAUCUCUCUUUGUAGGAAUUCAUAGGCAAUUGAGGUCUCCUUGUGGGAAAAAAAAAACAGUUACUGUGAGAGGGAAAAUUGCUGGAUCAGUUUAAUACAGCCAAUGAAUGAAUCCCUGCAAUGACUGUAUGGCCCCUUGAUACUUUGCACCGUGAGAAUGCUGCAAUAUUAGAUUGUUUUAUUGCCUAGGCCAGGGAUCUCCAAACUUGGUAACUUUUAAGACUUCAUCUCCCAGGAAGGCUCAGCCAAAAUGGAAUUCUGAGGGUUGGAAGUCCACAAAUCUUAAAAGUUGCCAAGUUUGAAGACACCGCACCGCCCCCCCCCCCCUAGGCUGAUGGAAUAAUAAAACCUCUUGGCUUCCUUUAAAAGUAUGUCACCAAUAGAUGGAAAACAGUUUUUUUUUUCAAAAAUUAAUUAUUUUAGGACCCAGAUUUAACAAAAACUACAGUGAUGGCAGCAGAUGAUGUAUUUCCUUCUCUCAGGAGAGGGAAUACUGCUUAAGACAGUGCUUGCUGCGACCUCCCACACAUGAGCUAGGAUUUUUUUUUUUAAAGAUAGCAGACCCACACUGAAGUUUCUGGAUGUUUGCUCCCUAUCUUCAGUGAUGCUUUCCUCCUUUGUAACUUUAUUUUGAAAACAAAGCCUCUAAGGUGAAGGAUAAGCUACCAUGACCCACCUAGAUGUCAUUAGACUGCAACUCCCACUAUCUCUGGCUAUUGGUCUUCCUAUCUGACACUGAUGGGGGUUGGAGAUUCUGCUGUUCUAAGAUUCUUGCUUCUCUAAAAUAUUUGCCUCUGAUUCCUUUAGGAAGUCUUCCAAGAGUGAUUCAUGUGCUACCUCAAAAACAGAAUGACUGAAUUGUGCUACCUUCACUCAUGGGGAGGUCACACCGAUGUGGCAAUUUUGCACAUGGAUUUUAUUGUUCAGGCAUAAUUGGGAGUGGGAAGUGAUACAGCCUCAGGGAAUGUGGCAACUAUACUUGUUUUUAAUGUAGGCUUCACUUUUAGAAGAAUAUCUGAAAAUAUGUUCAUCUUAUUGGAUUUUGGCCUAUAAAAUGACUUAAUAGAAUUUGGUUCAGUUCUUGGACUCACCCAUAUUUUCAAAUCUGGGAAGCGACUUUGACUCUUAAUUCUCUUUAUAAAUUGGCGACUUAUAAUAAUUGACUAGAUUUAGAAAGCGGGGCGGGAGGGUCGUGAUCUAAAAUGUAGAGUACGGGGGUUUUUUUGCUUCCCCUCUGCCUUUAUGGUAGCUUUGGAGGCAUGUAAGAAAGACAGGAUUUUAUUUUGUUUCGCCUACUGUAAAAUGUGAAUAAUACAGAAGCAAAAUUGCUUUGUAACUGUUGAUGUCUCAGGAAUAACCUCCUAUUUGCAAUGUCUCUGGGGAAAGAUUGCUGCUUUUAAAGUGGGCGACAACGCUGUGACUAAGCUGCAGCUGGUCAAGGGAAGAAUCCCUCAAAGUGCAGCGUAAGCGUCUGGAUUUGGGCCAGGAGACUUCUAAAAACACACUGCAUGUUCAGUCAUAAAUCAGAACACAGGCGGUUUCAGUGUUUCUGUCUGGAACCUCCCUUCAUUAGCCAUACAGUUGGUGUGGAGAGGAGAGGAUAAAGCUUUGCUUGGCAGAUUUGGGCAAAACUGAAGUUUUAAUCACAAUCCCAGUUCAGCUAAGUCCAGCGAGGGAAGGAGAGGGUAAGAAUAGAGUUUGAGGGACUGCUAACAGACCUUGUUCUCAUUGUAGUAUUUUAUUUUUUAAAAAAAAGAUAUUUGGAACUUGGGAGUUAACUUUGUUAUGUUAACUUUUUCCCUUGUAAUGAUUUAAUUCAGGGGGUCUCCAACCUUGGUCCCUUUAAGACUUGUGGACUUCAGCUCUCAGAGUUCCUCAGCCUCUGGGAAUUGAAGUCCACAAGUCUUAAAGGGACCAAGGUUGGAGACCCCAGAUUUCACUAGUAAAAUACCAUUAAUAGGACACUUCUUUUUCAUAAUUAAAAAAAUAUCAGAGCAUUCCAACACAAAUCGGUUGCUGCUUGCAAAAAACCUGAUUCUUCGGAAGUCUGUUCCAUACAAACUUAGCUGAAGGAAGGAAUGUCCCAGAGGGAAGGAUUGAUACUGCAGGAUUCUUCGUGUAUUUAGAUAAAACCCUCCUGGUCUGUCUCUGUUGCAGUUUUCCCCAGUUUAUAAAAUUGAGCCAGUAUACUCAUAAAUGAAUGUCAUUAAAAAAACAAAUAAUGUUCCAUUUCCCUAAAACUUGGUUCAGUCACAUCCGUUUUCUUUCCCAUGCCUUCUGGGUUGUACCUCCAGCGUCGUCUACGAAUAAAACUGCAUUUUAUACUAGAAGAAGAGAAAAAGCUAUAGAGGACAAAAAGAUUCCUGUAUUGAUUUCUUCUGCAGAAUUUAUCCUCUUAGCACGGUAUAUAUUUCUCAGUCUCUGAGAACCCACAGAGAAAGACCUAAGACAUAACAAUGCUAGGCACUAAAAAUGUUUGUAGCUGAUUUUUAUUACUUGAAACAUUUUCUUCCGGUAGCUGAAAGAGUAAAAGAAAUUGCUAACCUGUUUUGCAGUCCUUCAAAUUCAGAGCCACAAUCUCUUUUAUCAGUAAAUUAGUGUUGUUGUAUUUCUCUUCUCAACACAGGCUUCCAGUGCUAUAUUUGAUCAUUUCCCCUGCUUUUUUUAAAAGGAAACUUUAGAAUAGCUGAUAAAUUUUAAGCUCUAUUGUGAGCUAAGUGAAUCCACGCCAAACAUUUGAGAUAAGUAAGGCUGGAGGCUUUAGUCAAUUCCUUUUUUUGCUAACAAAAAAAGAUUUAUAUCUGAUGUAGAACAUGCUUUCCUUUAUUUUCUUCCCUUUUUCUUAAAACUUCACGUUGAAAUACUGUAUAGAUGUAAUCAACUGAAAAUUAUUAAAAUUCAUUUAUUGAGUCUGUCUUUGGAUUUAUCUAGGAUUAGGCCAGCAGACAAGCACAUCGAGGGAUAUCUGGGGGGAGGGGUAGUGAGAGUGAAGGUGAUUGUGAUUGAAGCUCCUUUUUAAGGACUUGUGCAUGCAGCACAUGGAAAAAAAGGAUGAGACUUUAUUCGUAGCUACUCUCUUGACCAGUGUUGACUGGCUGGGAAAUUCUGGGAAUUGAAGUCCACACAUCUUCAAAUUGUUACGGUUGAGAAACAUUGAUCUUGACCUUUGGAGAGACUGGCCGUAUUCUACCAGUAAUUGUGCAAAUGCUAGCAAAAAGAUCGAACAAGGAUGCCUAGUCUUAAGGAAGCUGUGCUUUGCAAAUAGCUUUUGCAGGUGGAAGGAUUUCAUGUGACAUUUGCACAAAAAGAUUUUGGCAAUCAAUGGCAGGCAUUUUGUGCUAGGAGAUGCCAUAUUUUCUUUAUGAAAAACUAAUAAUGAUAAGUUGGACCAGCUUGGCUAUUCUGGAAACAUUCAACUUUCCAGAUAGCAAUCUGAGCCUAAAUGACCAGGAGCUAUUUACAUCAUUAUUAUUUUUUUAAAAAAUAGCAAAAUUCAUCUAGAUAAAGUAGUAAUGGUGAAAGACACACUGAACUAGAAGCCGACCUCACACCAAGAGUACAUAAUUUGAAAACAUUUCACUGGAAGUACCUGGAUUUCCUGCAUUGGAUUGAACACCUGUGCAAAAAUGUAGUAAAUGCAGAAAAUGCCUCUGGUAGAAAAUUAACACGAGACUUAAUAGGUAGUUUACAGUUCUUUGCCAAUUCAGUUUAGGCAAGAAAAUCAAGCAUUGAGUCUUUAUUACUUUCCAUCCCCUCAGAUUAUGUGAGAUCAUUGAACAUUUGAUUGGUGUUUAUUUCUUUACUGUUGUGUUUAACAAUACAAUUACCACACACUGUGUUCUUUGUGGCAAAAAAAUAAAAAUUCUGGUCUUCCAUCCUGUUAGCUGCAGCAUUCCGACUUGGCAGGGAAAUUCGGGGUGUUGAGAUCCACCUGUCUAAAAGUUGCUGAGGUUGUCAAAUGCUGGUCUUGACUGCUUUUGAUAUCUGGGUUAUUUGCUGAUUUUCACAAAAAAAAGAAUGGAGGAUAAGAUAGACAAUUGUAAUUACCUGCAUCAACUGUGGGAAGCGGGCCACUUGUUUCUAUAAUGGGAAGGACUGAAAUAUUGUAGGAACAGUAAAAUUAAAAUAUUUUAAAUACUUCCUAUGGCUCAUUAUCACUGUAGAGGAUUUCUGUUAUGGUAAUGAGACCUUUUGUACAGAAAACUAAUAAAGGAUGUUUCUGGCGGCCUUGGAAAAUCUCCAGUGUUAUGGCUGUUUUUAACUCCAAGAUGCCACUUGGAGCACUUGAACAGAUCCGUGGUAAGUUGCCCUUUGCUCUCGCCAAAGAUAGUGUGCUCAAUCCAUCAGUGAGGAUUUCUAGGGCCUAACUUAAGAGCUCACAAUCCUGCCACUGUUUCUGGCAUUUGUUUACAUAGAUAGGACUGGAUUUAACAAUGAGCUUUCCAUCGUAAGUUCACUUAGUGUUCCAGUCUUUUAGCCAGAAGGCUACAUUUGAAUCGGCACCAACUAGUUAGAUGGGCAAGGAUUUUUGACCAGGUGUUAAAUGAUAACAAUGAAACCUUUUAGCUCUAAGAAAAAGCAUGCCCUGAGUAGAUAUUUGUGUGAGACUACUUGUUUGAAAAUAUAUAUAUGUGUUCCUCAAUUCUCUGUGCUUGUCUGCCUGAGUGAUUGGUUUUGGCCUGGCUCUAGGUGGACCUUAAUAGUUAUGGCUGAGAGGCUGGACAGAUAGAUAUUCUGCAAGUUCGUGGCCUGCUUGCAGCUAUCUUCAUCCAGGAAGAAGCAUCCAGAAUGCUGAUUUCCAUAUCAAACUUCUUUUGUCCUAGAUCUCUAGUAUCUAAUAUUAUGUCCCUCUCAGGUUUCUGCUCUUCACUAUCAUUCAUGGAUUGCUCCUUGAUAUUUCCAAUAGUUGGACAGUUACGCUUCAUUGCACUGAGUGCUCAGUAAACCUCAAGACUGUGUUAAAACCUUCUGGAUUAGUUCUGCAGUUGGGAACUUGGUACCAAACACAACUUCAGUUCCUUCUGUCAUCCCAUUUCUCUAUUCAUCUUACCUGCUGAAUAGAUUUUGCUGAUGGAUGUAAAAGUGAGACUUAUCUGUAUGAUCUUUCAGUGUUAAUUUUCACAGUGUUGAGGAGUCCGUGAAGGACAUUUUGAUAGGCAUGUCUCUCUGAAGGCUAUUGUUUCCACUUGUGGCUAAGGAAUUGGGAGUUUAAAGAACAGGUAAAAGAAUAAACUCUAAUGCAGAUGUUGUGUGGCGAUAAAUUGCUUGAACAUUUUGACUCUUGCACCCUGCAAUUUCACACAGAUGUGGCAGGUUGGAAGAAAUUUGCGGUUGCCGAUUAUCUGCAAAACUGGGUAACUCUUGAACAUUUAAGAGAAUUCUACUGGGGAGAGAGGGUGAAUGCAAAAAUAAUAUAUGUGUAUGGGUGAAUAUAUACAUCCCCAAUAUAUAUAAAUAAAUAAAUAUAUAUAUAUGUAAAUUACUUUUAAAAGAAAUAACAUCAGGGAAAAUGCUUUGGAUUGAUUAUGAGAUGUAUCUGGUUUAAAUGAUGAUGUUUCAUAUACCUGGCUUUCCAAGCAUCGUCAAUAAUUCAUCUAACGUGGAAAUCCAUGUUAUAAGGACCCAGUUGUUUAUAAAAUGGGUUGUAAAUCAAACAAGAUGUGGGAAAAUCAAUCAGCACCUUCGUCCCAUUUUAUGUGAGGAACACAAAACCAUCUUCCUCCUCCUCCCAUCUUCCCUCUAUUGCCUAUUUCAUUGCAUGAGGAUGGCAAACCGGUGUGCCUUUCUUUGCCUAAAGUGGGCAAAGGUCUCCUUCAGACAUUUAUGCGUGGCAGCUUGUUUUCUAUCUUAUUUGUCGGAGUAAGAGUAGAGGCCGCUGCCAAAAAAAAAAGAUUACUGAAUGUUCUUAAAUACAUUUAAAAACUAGUAUCUUCCCCAUUCCCUCCCCCCCCCUUUUUUUUUGGCGCAUCAUCCAUGUUUAACUAAACUCCAGGAUUCAAAGGUUGUCUGAAAAAUCCUUGGGUACUUCUGUAACGUAUCUGAUUUUUACUGAAACAGGUGUUUGGGAAAACACUCUCGCCAAUGGUUGCUGUUACAGUGAGAUCAAUAAAGACCUUGAUUAUAUCAAACCAAAA